Messenger RNA from Castor canadensis (American beaver), 1923 nucleotides. The record is from RefSeq and is a predicted model, not a curated record. NCBI's taxonomy places the organism in Eukaryota, Metazoa, Chordata, Mammalia, Rodentia, Castoridae.
CACAGGGCUCAGUAGGGCUACACGAAACUAGUUGCAAAGCCGAGGGAAUCUUUGAUCAACUGCCACCUGGGCUGAGGCAACAGGAAGUGAGUGCCCCUAAGCCGGAAGUUGAUUGAGACCUCCUGGUUCCUUCUCCCACACCGUCAGCCUCUUACUCCAAAUUGCCCUUUGCAGGGGCGGGAGAAAGAAGGGAACAGGAUAAGGAAUACACCUUCAGGGUUGCUCACAGCCCCUUCCCAGUUCUUCCUAACAAUACCUGAUGGAGGCAUCGAGGGUAAUCGCAACCACCGGACAGGCCCACCCACAGGCUUGACCCGGCCUUUCACAACUGAAACGAGGGAGAGAUGGACUCUGCCCUAGCCCGAUCAGGACAUUAAGGCCUAAAGGGAUAUUGGUUCAGGGCCUUCCUUCUGACUUCCUACUUUACAGCCCUCAGAUUCGUGACUUGCACCAUGCCUCAUAUCGACAACGAUGUGAAACUGGACUUCAAGGAUGUCCUGUUGAGGCCCAAACGCAGCACCCUUAAAUCUCGAAGCGAGGUGGAUCUCUCAAGAUCUUUUUCAUUUCGGAACUCAAAGCAGACGUACACUGGUGUCCCCAUCAUUGCCGCUAAUAUGGAUACUGUGGGAACCUUUGAGAUGGCCAAGGUUCUCUGUAAGUUCUCCCUCUUCACUGCUGUCCAUAAACACUACAGCCUCCAUCAGUGGCAAGAGUUUGCUAGCCAGAAUCCUGACUGUCUUGAGUAUUUGGCUGCCAGCUCAGGUACAGGCUCUUCUGACUUUGAGCAGCUGGAACAGAUCCUGGAAGCUAUUCCCCAGGUGAAAUACAUAUGCCUGGAUGUGGCAAAUGGCUACUCUGAACAUUUUGUUGAAUUUGUAAAGGAAGUACGGAAGCACUUCCCUCAACACACCAUCAUGGCAGGGAAUGUGGUAACAGGAGAGAUGGUGGAAGAGCUAAUCCUCUCUGGGGCUGACAUCAUCAAAGUGGGAAUUGGGCCAGGCUCUGUGUGUACAACCCGGAAGAAAACUGGAGUGGGGUACCCGCAGCUCAGUGCAGUGAUGGAGUGUGCAGAUGCUGCACAUGGCCUUAAAGGCCACAUCAUUUCAGAUGGAGGCUGCAGCUGCCCUGGGGAUGUGGCCAAGGCUUUUGGGGCAGGGGCUGACUUUGUGAUGCUGGGUGGCAUGCUGGCUGGACACAGUGAGUCAGGCGGGGAGCUCAUUGAGAGGGACGGUAAGAAGUACAAGCUCUUCUAUGGAAUGAGUUCUGAAAUGGCCAUGAAGAAGUAUGCCGGCGGGGUGGCUGAGUACAGGGCUUCAGAGGGAAAGACAGUGGAAGUCCCCUUUAAAGGAGAUGUGGAACAUACUAUCCGUGACAUUCUAGGAGGAAUCCGAUCUACAUGCACCUAUGUGGGAGCAGCUAAGCUGAAAGAGUUGAGCCGGAGAACUACCUUCAUCAGAGUCACCCAGCAGGUGAAUCCAAUCUUCAGUGAUUCACGCUAGACUUGAGCAGUUCUGCCCUCUCAAGGCAUCAGCACUCUGCCGCAGGCCUUCCAAGUGAGCUUUUCACCCAUCCCAGCUAGUGUGGCUGUGUAUUACUUGGUCAGUUCCUAUUGGCUCACUCCUGAGGCUCCUGCAGUAACUAUACUUCUCUAUCUGCACUUGCAAAAUGCCCAGGGCACGCAGGGGGAGAAAGCAAGGAAGAAGACAACCUUACUUCAUUAUCAAACAGGAUCUGGGGACUCAGUAUCCUGAAGACUAUCGAGAGAAAAAGAUGCUGAUUGAUACAUAAAUGUUUCAUAUGGCCUUGGUCUGGUAGAGGCAGGCUUUUGCAAUCAUGUCUUGUUAAUCAGCCUCAUUAAAUGAGAUCUUCAAAUAUCUAAAAAGCUCUGACAUGUUUACAUAUUUAAAUACAUCAAUAAAGAGA